Molecule: messenger RNA, 4621 nt
Organism: Labrus bergylta (ballan wrasse)
Lineage: Eukaryota; Metazoa; Chordata; Actinopteri; Labriformes; Labridae
Gene: cbx7b
Product: chromobox homolog 7b
Biological process (GO): negative regulation of transcription by RNA polymerase II
Cellular component (GO): PRC1 complex
Source: RefSeq, a predicted model, not a curated record
GUGUGCAGAUGUGUCGCAGAUUUUGUAAAGUCACUGGACGCUCGGGAAGAUACAUCACUCGUAAAGACGCUCUGGAUACACGGGGCCCUUAACUUUUCAGGAAAACCACACAGCUGAGGGAGAAGCGGGAGGAAGAGGACAGAAGAGGAGCCCCGCUGUCACCAGCAGAAAGACAUUACUUUGACAGUUAAACAACACAGAGAUGGAGCUGUCCGCGAUUGGAGAGCAAGUGUUUGCUGUGGAAUCAGUCCUCAAGAAAAGAGUUAGAAAGGGGAAUGUGGAGUAUCUGUUGAAGUGGAAAGGAUGGCCUCCAAAGUACAGUACCUGGGAACCAGAGGAGCAUAUCCUGGACCAGCGCCUGGUUCAAGCCUAUGAAGAAAAAGAGCAGAGAGACAGAGCUCUGGGCCACAGGAGAAAAGGAUCCAAAACCAAAAGACUCCUUCUGCAGAGUACAGUCUACACGAUGGAUCUCCGCAGCGCUCACAAGACUCAAGAGGCACCGCCGCCUCGCCUUCGUCUCUCCCUCACACGCUCUCUGGUCCCCGAAGAUGAGGAUCCGUCGUUUGGUGUCUACAGGAAAGUCCCACAACCACAACUAGAACAUCUCAAAAGCAAACAUGGGAGACCACAACUCAAGUGCCUUGACUCAGAUCCUGCCAAACAAGAGGACUGGGCAGAAGAAGGAGAAGAAGAGGAGGAGGAGGAGGAGGAGGAGGAAGUGGACAAUGUAGAAGAUGAAGAUGACAUGGAGGUGGAGGUGGAGGAAGAGGAGGGGGAAAAAGAGGAGGCGACAGGAAAGAGCAAAAGCAUUUUAGAUGGAAGGAAGAGGACAGACAGCUGGAGCUCGGCUAUAGAACCAGACGAGCUCACAGCAUCAGAGAAGCCGGACAGAGACGACAUCUGGAGACCAAUCAUCGGGGCUGGGGAGGUGACGGUCACUGACGUCACCCUCAACUCCCUCACAGUGACUUUCCGAGAGUCGAGAGUGGCCAAAGGCUUCUUUAGAGACUUGGGCCUGGAGGUCUGAGAUGUGAGGAAGAGAGUAGGGCGGUGAGGAAGAGCUGUUGAGGGUCAGGGUUGGGAUCUCACUCUGCUCUUCCUCUUACCAGCUACUUCCAGCCUGGUCAGUGGUGUUUACAUGCACAGAGUCACCGGGAUACAAGCUGAACGCCAGGUAAAGUUUUAGAUAUCUGUAACUGUUUGUGAAUUCUAUUAGUGGAUGAGAACAUGAAAAAAAAAAAAAACAGGUAGGGAAAAAACUAACACAAAAAAUUAGGUAACGUUCACAAGAUUGAAUAAUCUAAAUCAACUAAGAUUUAACCAAAAUAUCUGGAAAAGAUGUAACGUUUUUUCAGCUCAGUGAAAAAGAGGAUGUUGGCGAGGUGAUGGAAGUGCAAUAACUACAAAAAUAUGGUCUGCAUACGGCUGCUCGAGAAAACUGGAUUUCAGGUAAAAAUCAAUUCUAAACGACCAUGCUACCUGAGGGCUACUGUUGGAAUCUGUGUGUGCCGCUGCCCGUCUCAGCGUGCCAUACGCAUAUUUUAUCAUACGCAGAGCCCGCUUCAAGCAUGCGUCGAGCGGAACAUAGCGGAUCGACCUAGACAGGAAGUCCAGCAACGAUACGCAUAUAGCAUCCUGUCAAUUUCAAAAUAAAACACAAUGUACGGACUCCAAAUUACAUCACUGAAUCAACAAUGUGUCAAAACAGGCACCAAAUCAACCCUGGAAAGGCAAAGUAACCUGUUUUUUGUACGUUGUUCUGAUCUUGUAGUUCUGUAAUCUUGUAAACACACCGAUUCAGCUCAUGUUAAAAAAAUCUAUUUUAAAGCAGAAUUCCUUAUUCAUACAAACUGCUCUGCUGGUGACAACUCAUGUGAUUUGAUUUUGCAAAAGCUAAGAUGUAGGCAUACAUUUGCAUAAUUGGGGGCGUGGCUUACUUUACUACCUGGGUGUCUUGGCUGUUUAAUGGGAGGUUUAAGGCCCGCCUUUACUCCACCUCUUUGCCUGUUUCGAGUACGAUGGAAAUUUAGGGAGCCACUUUCCAGUAUGGCUACUGCCAUCAUAUGGCUUCAAAACAUCUCUUCAGAAACCAACAGGUGACGUAACUGAGAAGUGCGUCCAUGUUUUAAACAGUCUGUGUAUGACUGCCACCUAUGGAUCAUUGUUACACGAUGCAGCCAGCAGCAGAGUAGUUCAUGACGAUGUCCAAUAAUGAAAGCAAUAAUCAAUGACCCCAUGGGGGUCAAAAACUCUGCAUGGGAGCUGUGAAAAAGAUUAGAGUAAGACACCCCAAUUUUUAGAUCCUCUCAAACCUAGUAAAUAGAAAAUAGAAUCGCCUGUCAUCAUAAACAUGUAGUGGCGAAAAUCAAAAUGAAAAAGCUACCUACAACUGCUCUUCAGUAAACUUUCUUUUAAUGAGGGUAAAUAAUACUUACAGAAUUCUUCCAUCCAGUAACUUGAGUGAUUGUGUGAAGAAGAAGAGGAGCUCUCUGUGCAUGUAAACCGGUCCAUUGUUUGUGUCUCUCUUCCACACUCGGUCAAACAUUCAGUACUGGACUCAUUGUACAGUAGAGUCAAAUACAGUGAGUUGUGUGUAGCCGUCAGUCCCAUACCAGCACACAGUGCUGUACCUGUAACCUGUGAACUUAUAGACUGUUACGGCUGUAUGUGUGACUAAGUCUUGUAUGCGUUUCAAAACUCACUGAGCGAAGAUUUGAUCUGCCUGCUUGCCUUUCUCUCACAGUGCAGUAUAAUCAAUGCAAAGACACACAGUGUAGUUUUCUGCCUCCACCGGGCUCUCCAUCUCCAAAUAUAUACAACAAACCACACACACAAGUGAUGAGGACGUACUGAACCAGAGGAGACCUGGUAACAGAAUGUAGAAGGGAAUAGCACUGUAUUAAGUAACGUUUGUGUAGUUAGUCCAGCAGGGUAAAUCACAUUUUUAAAACAACUAAUACGUUGAUUUCUUACUAUAAACAAAGUCACACAUAUCAGCUAUCCUGAUGCUGCAGUCCCAUGAAGAUGCUCAGUAGGAAACUUAACCCACACAUGUCCGAUACAAAGGAUUGCAUUUAAAAGAUUUAUUGUUUCAGAGUCAAACCACAACUCAUGCCAAGGUGUAAACCACAUGGAGCUAAAAAGAAAGAUGUAGUAUAGUAUAGUAGUCUUUGCCUUGGUUAAUAUGAAGCUGAAGUCUCGUCUUAGUGCACAGAACUUGUAGAGUGAAGAUGAAUUGUCUGCUAAGACUUGAGAAGGAACAACAUUUAAAACUCAAGAUUUUGUAUCUAGUUGUCCUGAUGAAGGUUCAUUCUGGACCACGGAGAAGGCAGCUGACCAAACAAUUUUAUAUCACAUUUUUAUUGGCUGAUUAUAUCAUGUGAUCUGAGUUUGCUCCGAUGUCUGAAAGUUCAGUUUUACUCUUGAACUCGGAAACAGAAAUUAACAACUCAAACAAACUCGCCUCAAAGUCGGUUACAAGUAAAAGAAUUGAAAGAGAAGAACUAUUUUCAAGAUUUAAAGGACAAACAUUCAAAUCAAUCUCAAUAUAGUAAAUCAAAUAUUCUGGAUAAUAACAAGCUCUGAAUUGUAACCGUCUCUGCGUCAAAGGUAGAAAAGAAUCUAAAUGCAUCCAUGAUACUUAGAGUUAUUGAACUGUCUUUAAGAAUAAUAUAUUUUGUGGUUAACAAAAUAAAACUGUUUAACAGAUCAGGCAAUCAAUCAAGUCAUUAGACAAUAAAGUAAUAUUCAAUUAAUUUACCAUAAAUAUUAAUAAAUGAUAUGGAACUCAUGGAUUAAGAGUAAAAGCUUUCUCCACGGCUUUAUCUAACUGUGGUCUGGGAUAAAUGCUGGAAAAGACCACAUUCUAAGAAAUGAAAAAACCCAAAUCUGAACCCUGUCAAUAUGUUUGACCCUGCUGGCUCAGGAUCUGAUGUGAUGUGUCACAUCUGUGGAAUCUCCUACAGAGGCGUCCCAUUGGUCAGAAGGAUGUUUAUCCUGCACUGAUGGUUAAUGAGUCAGCAUCUUGUGAUCUCUAAACUGUCUCUGUGUGACAAUGAAGCCGCAGGGAAUGGAAGUGCCUGAUGUUGCAGUAGUUUUUGUGGUUGUUAAGUCUGUAGGGCUUGUUCUAUCCUUUACACACACAAACACACAAACACACACUCAUAAAGAGACACACACGAUUUGGACUUUGUAUGAAUGCACGAUCCUCGCCCAAUGCUACAAAGACUCAAAAUGUGAGGAGACUUUAAGGGGAGGACGUUUAAGGGUACAGGAGGGAGCAACGUAUUUUUGAAGUCAUUAUUUUUCUACAUUAACAUGAAUGUAUAUUUAUUCUUUGAAUGAACCUGUACAUGCUGAUGAUUGACAGAAUAGUUUUAUACAGUUUGUGAUAACCUCUGAGCUGAUGCCAUAUGUAAAUGUACGUAAGUAAAUCAAGCACCUUGAUAUGACUCUGUGGCCUAUGUGGUAGCUUGUGCUGAUUCUGUCCUCCACUGAGUGAAGAACUUUGCACUUUAUUGUGAUGUAAACCUGCGCCUGUCUAUGAAGUCUCAUUGUGGAUAGAAUAUUUCUAUGAUAAUACUACAAUAAAUGUUUCUCAUGGUUCAUAUUCUUUUUCAAA